Messenger RNA from Solanum verrucosum, 1807 nucleotides. RefSeq lists its product as uncharacterized. The transcript has 10 exons. Gene Ontology annotation, cellular component: membrane. The coding region runs from base 284 to 1399 and encodes 371 amino acids. The record is from RefSeq and is a predicted model, not a curated record. NCBI's taxonomy places the organism in Eukaryota, Viridiplantae, Streptophyta, Magnoliopsida, Solanales, Solanaceae.
AUUAAAUUCACUCCUUCAAGCUAACGCCAGCAGACUCAGCGGUUCUCUGGCUUGCUGGCCCCAUUUCUGAUAUCUCUUUUACCACCCACCCACCCACCCACCCUCCCUCCCUCCUCCACUCCCCUUUUCUAGAUACCCUUUUGCUGCCGCACCUUCACGGUCACCAAAAAUAUAUUUCUAUUUAAUUCCAUCACAUAUCUGCGUAUUCAUCAAUUCGAUUAACGGUAGAUGUGAGAUUACAGUUUUUUUGUUUAUCGGAUCGGGAGUUUUUUGGUUACCGGAGAUGGGGGAUGGGGAUUCUAUUACUACGGCGGUGGGACAGAAUUUGGUGGACCGAGAUUUUAUGGAAGAAGCUUCUAGAAUCGUCGAACAAGCUAAGGAGUUGCAAGACGCAGCUUCUUCUUUGAUCUCGAGAACUACUCGUGAAGAGGAUUCGUUAAGGCAGAAAGCUAAGUCGCUUGAUUCGUGCGUCCAGGGGCUUCGUUCAGCUGUAAGGAAGAGUAAAUUGGAUCCUAAUCAAGCUGAAAAGUUGGAAGAGGAAUUGUUUAAAGCUAGUUAUGUAUUGAGUGAGGGAGAUGCUGCAGCUUUUCUUCCGAGCAAAUCUCAUGGAGGGUUUUUGAGGAUGUUUUUGGGGCCAAUCAAUGUUCGUGCUAACAGAAAGGAUGUGCAGCUGAAAGUGAAAGAGGAAUAUAAUAGUUUCAGGGACAGGACAGCAUAUCUAUUCCUUCUUUUCCCAUCGGUGCUACUAGUCUUGAGGUCUUGGAUGUGGGAUGGAUGUUUACCAGCAUUGCCGGUCCAACUUUACCAGGCCUGGUUGCUUUACCUCUACACAGGUUUGGCUCUGCGAGAGAACAUUUUGAGAGCGAAUGGAAGUGAUAUUCGUCCAUGGUGGAUAAAACAUCACUACUGUGCUAUGGCCAUGGCACUUAUAAGUCUUACCUGGGAAAUAGAAAGAGAACCUAACUGUUCACAGAAGCAGAGGGGCGUGCAACUGUUCCUGAAAUGGGCUAUCAUGCAAGGCGUUGCAAUGCUCCUUCAGAAUAGAUAUCAGAGACAAAGACUGUACACUCGUAUUGCAUUAGGAAAGGCCAGGAGAAUGGAUGUUGUGUGGGGAGAGACUGCUGGAGUAGAUGGUCAAUUAUUGUUGCUCUUCCCUGUAUUAUUUAUCUUGCAGGGAUUCGAAGCAUAUGUUGGAGUCUUGUUGCUUAAGACAGCAUUCAUUGGUGUUGUUUCUGAGUGGCAGGUUGUUACCUGUGGGAUCCUUCUGAUUAUCAUGGCAGCUGGGAAUUUUGCCAACACAGUGAAGACUCUUGUGACAAAGUCUCGGGUUAAAGCCAAAAUGAAGAGAGGCAAAAGUAAACAAGAUCUGAAAUCUGAAUCUCCCGCCAAAAGUUCGUGAUCGGGUGUGUCUGGUCCAGUCUAGUAUCCUGGCUAUGAUAGACGAAGAUGCGAAGUUAUUCUUCAUAUACCCUUUUUCUCGUUCAUAUGAGUACGCACCAUAAUGCUUCUCUGACACUGACUUUGGGCUUCCGAGGAUAGUUGCAGGAAAUAGUCGCACAUGCAGUCCCCCAAGGAAUGAUUUUGUUUGGUUCUUUAUGUUUUGAGUGUUUUCUUGUCUCGUGUUAAGAAAUUUAUGAUGGGAAGGGAUAUGUGUCUACGUUAAAAGAACUUUGACCGUUAGUGAUUUCCCUUGUUACUAAAUUUUGGUACUACUUAAAUAUUAAUGAUAAUUGUAAGCAGCAGAUGAACAAAGCCUCGUAUGGUUUUUACUUGAAGACUUGCUCUGACGUGUGCCUCCUUAUUUUGG